This is a messenger RNA of Pangasianodon hypophthalmus (striped catfish), 4606 nucleotides long. It is a transcript of the gene cdc42ep2, whose product is annotated as CDC42 effector protein (Rho GTPase binding) 2. Bases 449 to 1117 code for a protein of 222 amino acids. The record is from RefSeq and is a predicted model, not a curated record. The transcript has 2 exons. Lineage: Eukaryota; Metazoa; Chordata; Actinopteri; Siluriformes; Pangasiidae.
AGCUUAAAGCAGAGCGUCUCCAGUUUUCCCGCAUCAGCACAUAGCGCGCGCGCGGCGCAGCACCGUCUCCGCUGCUCGGGUUGUUAUUUUCCGCACACAGCGCGUGAGGAGGAAAUAUCAGAGUCCCGGUCACAGGCGCUGCAGGGGGGCAGACACGCGGGGGCUCGCGCUCCGGGCUGCUGGAGACUCAUCUGCUCUCAGGACAGAAGUGAAAACCCGGACAGAGCGCGCGCAAGGCAGAAUGGAGUGACAGAAGGGAUGGAAUUUGAUCUCAUUAGCAUCUCUUGGUGUGGAAUUUUAGUGGGAAUGCUCGACCUGAAGACCUGUCGCUCCUAGGAUCUGGGUCUGCAGUGCUUCUGGUUCCUCAUCUCGCCUCGUCUUUCUUUCUCUCUGCACGGUGUUGCGCGAGCUGUCUCUGUGUUGCUCCGGGGGACACUCGGUGGCCACCAUGUCCUCCAAAGCACCCAUCUACCUGAAGCGCCGGAGCCGCAAAGGCAAGAAAGAGAAGCUGCGCGACCUCCUCUCAUCCGACAUGAUCAGCCCUCCGCUGGGCGACUUUCGCCACACCAUUCACAUCGGGAGCGGCGCUGGCGGCGACAACCUCUUCGGCGACCUUUCCUUCCUCCAGGGCAAGUUCCACCUGUUACCCGGGCAUCAAGACCAGCAAGGGGCAAUCCAGUGGAGCUGCGCUGCCACUGAGAGUUCACCGCUGCUCAAGAACGCUCUUUCACUUCCUGUUAUCGGAGGAGUGCAGGCACUUACGCUUCCGCCCUCAGCCCCUGUUGCGUCACAGCCUCUCGCCCCUGCCAUGGCUCCGCCCCCAAAACCUCCCAGACUGCACCUGGAGUCGCCCCAAACGUCACUUCCUGGCUCCCCGAAGCGCUCUCCUGAUCACGAACAGCCUUGUGUUGCAACAGAGGAAAAGGAAAGCGAGGAAAAACAAGGAGAGAAAGACGACGAGCAUCCGUAUCUGUCUCACGCUGGCUCCCUGCUCUCGCUCCACUUGGACCUGGGGCCGUCCAUCCUAGAGGACGUCCUACAGAUCAUGGACACUCAGAGGAUGGGAGGAAUCGGUGGAGGAUUCACGCCAAACGGACGACAACAGGUCUACACCUAAGACAUACUUCCGCUCUUUUUUACGCCCUUUUUUGUUCCCUCCCUUUUUAUUGCCGUGAGUGCUGGAUUGAACAGUAACUUUUCCGUUUGUCCUUGAAAUUGUUCUCUUUCACACUAGGAGUUUUCAAGGCUACAGAGAAUUUUUUUUUUUCUUUUCUUCAUCCAUUAUGGGAGAUAAAAAAUACUGACAGCUUUUAUGACUUCCUGGUCUUCCUCCUCACUCUCCUGAGCCACUGAUUAAAUAUUAAUUAAUCUUUCAAACCAGAUCUACAGCCUAGACUGCAAUUUCUGACGUAGCGUGUGUGUCUGGAUCAGUUUUUCAGUCGAGGGAUUAACUACAGGGGAAGAAAAACGACCUUCUCUCAGCACUGAGAAUGACAUCACCUUUCUCCUCGCUGGUGUUGCCAACUUCUGAACAAAUACACGCACCUCUCCUAUGAUUCCGCUCCUUUUUCUUUUUUUAAACUAGAGGAGCUCGCAUUAUGUCCAAGAACUACGAAAAAGGAAAGGUAUCUCAGUUAAAGACCAAGAGGAAAAAAAAACCUGCGUAUGUCUUCCAUCUUAGUGGAAAUGUGAAAAGACUUGGAACGUUGCACCUUUGGCUUUGCUGGAUGUUUCUGCACUCCCUCAGGCUGGGACAGUUGAUCCCUGUUUUGAGUUCGAUCCUUUUUUAGACGGAGGUGUGAGGAUCAGUUUGUCACUGAAACCACAGCUUGGGUUUGCGUUUUAUACGGAGCCCCAGAGAUUUAUCAUAUUAACAUAUUCGAGCGUUAGAGGGGAAUUCCACACGGGUUUUUUCACAAUUCAGCUUGGUGAGAUGUAAACAAGGUCCUGUAGUGGGCUUUUUUAAAAAAAAAAUGCUCCAUUCUAGAGAAACUUAGUGACUGGUUUAUUUAUACUGGGCCACUUUUAUCAAACUGGAUAUAAAAAAAUAUUUCAUAACAAGUUCAUGGGGUAUUGCACAAGAAGCCUGGUAUUCAUGAAAAUCCAGUUCUUUAGGAAAAUGGUUGUAUGUUUUUCACUCCUGAGUUUGUUUAAAUUUACAUAUGAAGAGACUCAUUAAUGUGAUUGGCUGCAAAUCGUGAAAGAAAGUGAUCCAGAACAAAUCCAUAAAUGAUACCAAACAUGACUAGCUGUUCAAUUAGGACAAAAGUAAACAGAAAAAUGAUUUUAACUUCUAGUGGAGUUCACAUACUUAUGAACGUGAAAAAGUAACAGACGGAUACUUUGGAAAAAGUGAAAAGGGACGUAAAAAUGUAAUACUUUUUCUAUUUUGGAAGUUGCCAUAAUUCAACAAUCUUAUUACAAUGAACUAAUUUCUUAAUGAAAUACCUUAACACCUUAAAGAUCGGAUUCCAUUUGGCAGAAUCUAGCAAUCUCAACCUGAUUAUCUUGCUAAAGUAAGAGAUAUACCCAAGCACCUAAAAAAAACCUCUUUAAGGGCUCAAACGUGGGCAGGAAGGGUGGGCGGUUCGGUCAGUUGUGAGGUUCGGAGGUUGUUGGUUAUAUUUUGCAUUCAUAAAAAAAAAACAACAACAACAACAACACUGGAGCGUUUGUACUUAUAUGUUCUUUCCUCUGUACAUCCUGACACUUUAAUAAAUUAUUCUUAGCAAAAAGUGAAUUGUGACAUAUCACAGUUUGUGACAAUAUCCAUUUGGGGGCGGGGCUUGAUGUCAAGUACGUCACGUGAAGUACAACGGUAGCAAUGCUAGUGAUCAUUCAUUCUGUCCAUUUAUUUCUUUUAAUAUACCAUCAGAAUGCUAAGUAAAUGGUGUGGAAGUAAAUAUUGCAGGGAUUAGGAGAGGGAAAAGACUCUUAUGGAGUGGAUAAUGGUCGUAGCAGCCGUGUUGAGGAUACAGCAAAUUAGAAAUGCGUGCGCACCACAGUGACCACCAGGCAAAGAAGGAACCAUGAAAAAAAUGUCUUCCUUUUCCAACUUUUUGGGCAAGUUUUAGGUCUUUUUUUUAGGUCUCUGCGCAUCACUGACCGUUUUGGUGCAGCACCUUUCUUUGAAGGACGCUGGUUCUAUUCACAUUUAGCCAGAAGCUAACAGCUGAAUGUGCAACGAUAUGCAGAACCUAAAAACAUCUGUAAAAAAUCUGUAAUAUGAAAGAGAGACGAGUAUCACUCGUAUUAGUGCUAGGACCUACAAAGGUCAAAUACAAAGGUGACAAAGGUGAAAUGCCAAUGAACAUUUUUAAUGUUCACUUAAAAGAAACAUUUAGCUGUCAGGUUUCUCUAGAAUGUUGUAUUUAAUAUAUUUUCUGUCAUUAAAAACUCUAAACGACUACUUUUCAUGCAUUCACGUUGUAUAAAACAGGUUGGAAAAUCUGUGGAAUUCCUCUUUAAGACUUUUGCUAGUGUAAGACGCAGGGUAAAGAGCGAGGUCAUGUGACACUUGGUGUACUUUAAGUCAACAGUGAGUAGAUCAUUACCAUAUUAACCGACUCAAGGUGAAAUCGUUAAAGGAACGAGCACUGAUUUAAGCUUAUGAGGCGUAAAGAAUGUUCCGGCUCAAAGCCUUACUGCUAUAACGUCCCGCUACGUGACGAACACUGUAUUUCCUGUAUUACUUAGCAAUAACAGAUAUUAGCAACAUACUAUUAUUAUUAUUACUGUUAUUAUUGUUCAUAAUAGCGCUAUAUCUUAUCAUGAGGGCAUCCUUAUUCAUGAUGACAUCACACUGAAGACUUAAUUAUCCACGAUUCUUUUUAUCUUUUCAUGAUUAAUCUCAGCGAGAACGUCUGCGCCUGUCCUGUACUCGUCUGCAAACUGGACUAUUAUGGGAUGGGAGAUACAGAAAGUCUAUUUUUAGUCACGCACAAACACUUUUCUCUUCGGAAAAUGUGAUUAGAUGUUCAGAAGUAAAGGACACAUCGUGAGCCAAGCUAGCGUGAUAGCAGCUGUGGAGUGUGUGUGUGUGUGUGUGUGUGUGUGUGGGUGCGCUGUGUACUAGUGUGAAGCUUGCGUGUCAACACAAUGACAGUUACUAUGGUUGUGUUGUCAUAAAUCCACAUAGAGGCCUUGAGGAGUGAAGCAUCAUGGGAAGGAGGAGAGGAGUGUCGACAGCUUGUGCAAGUUCUACAAAGUUCUUUUUUUGCUUUCUGUCCAAACCCUGAAAAUGUGCCUUUUCUCUCUCUCUCUCUCUCUCUCUCUCUCUCUCCAACCUGUGAAUUUUCUUUCUCUGCGAAUGGUGCGUUAUUUAUUUAUUCCCAGAUUCAUGAAUUUGAAACACUACACAUCUAAACCACAGAUAAGCUGAGAUAGAGGUCUGUAACUAUUUGUUUUAUGCAGUACGCAAACGUAAUGGUUACACUUCUGUAAUCACUCUCCCUGACACACACACACACACACCACUCUCAACUGAUCGUACAGAAAACUUUCCCUCUGCUGCUGUUGUGUACAUGAGCUCCCAGUCCACUGAAUAAUGAGAAUUCUAUAAUAAGAUAUAGUUAUAAAAUAUCAAUAAAGGACAAUUUCAUAUGAA